UAUUGCGAGAAGAGUUGGUGGAUUGAUAUGGCUAGGUGCAGCACAAUUUGGAAAUAAUUAUAUGUGGACAGACGGAACUCCAUUUUAUUUUACUUUCUGGCAAAAUGGUAUUCAACCUUUGUUUAAUCCUGGAAAGAAAUGCAUUAAAAUGAAUAGUCUGAGUGGAGAGUGGAUUCAAAGGUUGUUAAAAAAAUAA
This is a messenger RNA of Meloidogyne enterolobii, 196 nucleotides long. Lineage: Eukaryota; Metazoa; Nematoda; Chromadorea; Rhabditida; Meloidogynidae. The record is from the annotation of a GenBank genome assembly.